Molecule: messenger RNA, 2531 nt
Organism: Symsagittifera roscoffensis
Lineage: Eukaryota; Metazoa; Xenacoelomorpha; Acoela; Convolutidae
Exons: 4
Coding region: 92-2431 (779 amino acids)
Biological process (GO): regulation of transcription by RNA polymerase II
Cellular component (GO): nucleus
Molecular function (GO): RNA polymerase II cis-regulatory region sequence-specific DNA binding; DNA-binding transcription factor activity
Source: RefSeq, a predicted model, not a curated record
CUGUAAAACCAGAUUCCAAUUGUUAAAACUCUUCUGCCGUCGAAACAUUAAACGACCAGUUUACAGGCAUCAGAUACCAAUCACAGAGAUAAUGCUGCUCUCAACCACCCAAUCAGCAUUCCGCAAUAACAACAACGCGCAACACAGCCAGCUUUCCUCUCUUACUAGCCCAAGCAAAGAUGCCUCUUCGCCAGGUCAACAAGAGGUCAAGGGCUCGCCAGUCGAAACCACAGGGGUUAAAGUAGACCCGACAUCCGAGGGACGCCAGGAACCAACGGUUUUACUCUGUUUCCACUGCGGCCAGAUGUGUGCCAGUGCGUGGGAACUAGUACAGCAUUUCAGCCAGUUCCACAGCCAGAUUUAUGCUCCUGGAGCAAAUAUAUCCAUCUCGGCAAAUAAAGAUACACCAGCAGUUCAUACUGAAUCUAAAACAGAAAACGUAAAAACAGAGACUGAUUUCGAACAUUGGAAGAUGGAAGUUGAUGAGCCUAGUCUAUUCAAAGAGUUGAAAGAUAAUCGAAAAAUGUCAAGCCUCAAAAUCUCAAAAAUUAACUUUUCUCGAGGGCAAAGAUCGAGUUCAAGAUUGGGAGUUGUUCAUUCUGCCGUCAAAAUUAAAAGCAGAUCUGCAUUGAAGAAGUACCUCAAAACUUGCAAGGAAGAAGGGCAAAAUACUAACUGUGCCCGUUGCGAGAUCAAUUUCAGCUCGAUCACCAAAUUGAAAAUCCAUUUGCGAGCUCAUCGGCUUAAAUUGUUGGAAAGAGGACAAAAGAAACCCCAAGAUUUCAGCGUGAAAAAAGAAAACCAGAAAAUGAAAUCGGAAAACGCCACUCUUUUUGUCGACACCUCGUCGCCAAACAGUGCAAUGGAAACGGCAGAGCGUGAAGAGAAGUCGCAAAAAUCUUCAAAGGAGUCAACAAAAUCAAGCAAAACAUCAGGGGGAAAGAUCCAUCGAUGGUUUGCCGAUGAAGAGCAGGAUAAAAUUGUACAGCCCACAUCUACGCCUAGAUAUGAGUUACCCGAAACAAUCUUAGACAAAUUCAAACAAUCAGCGUCUAGAGGUUCAUUUAACAUACCAUGCACUGAAACAUAUUCAACAGCCACUGGAAAUUUACGAGAUCCAUCGAUCCUUCAUAGUAAGCUACUCCAGGAUAAAACCAGGCCAGGCGGAAUGGAUUUGUCUAAUCCAGGCAAAUUGAGCGAGGUCAACAAAUUCCCCAACAUGGUAGCGUCAUUAGCGUCGGCCGGGAACAUUCCAAUCAACCAGAUUCUUCAGCAACAAGCAAUACUUCUCAAUGGCUCGGUUCCAAAUGGACUAGGAUUGGAUGCUGUUUUAUUGAGCAAGCUAUACCAGCAGCAGAUUCAAAACCAAAUCAACCAACAACAACAACAAUCCAGGGUCCUGAAUCCCAACGUUUCCGUCCAGGCACCGCCUACGUCACAACGCAUUCACACUUCUAUCCCAUCAUCCUCCGUGAACAGCUUUGGCAUUCCGCCUAAUGUACUCAAUUACUCAACCCUAGCUUCGCUCGGACUACCAGGAAACUUAAACGCCAUGGCUUUUAAUCACUCACAAGGCAACAAUGCAGUAAAACGCUCACUUAUAUCUUACCAACCCAUUUCUUCGAGUCCAUCCAGUGAGAAAAGCCAGCACCCAUUUAUGGCUAUGAGCGACAAACGAAGUGAUAUCAAGACGAUUCCUAACAUUCCAGUCAACAGUUCGACCCUACCAGCACAUAUGAGUCACCUUUUCCAACAACCAACGUCACAACACCCUAGUUUUCCCAUGAAUUUCUCGCAGUACAGUAAAAUAGGGACGGCAGCAAUUAAUCAAGCGCAAUUCUUCAACGACAAAAACGGAUCUCGAAGACCGGAUGCUGAAUCUGAGUUUGCACAACGUUCACUAUCCAAUGAGCUGCUCAAAAACUGGCUGCUCAAUUCCAAGAACCCCGCUUCACUUUUACAGCAACCUCAACUUAAUGGAUACAGUGCAUUAUACAACACUGUCCAAAAUAACUCACACUUGAGCUCACGAAUUGCCGCCAAUCUAGAAUCCGCAGCCAAAAUGUCGAUAACAGCACCACCUAAACCUCCUAUGUUUGGAUCCCAGACUGCCUCAUCAGGAGGUAUGCAGGGUUCCGUUACUUCGACAUCAUCAACCGGAAGUCGAAGAACCGACACGUGCGAAUUCUGUGGAAAAGUGUUCAAAAACUGCAGCAACUUGACCGUUCACAGACGCACGCAUACAGGCGAAAAACCAUAUCACUGCACGCUGUGUAACUAUGCGUGUGCACAGAGCAGUAAGCUCACACGUCACAUGAGAACGCACGGAAGAGAAGGACGAGAGACGUUUCUGUGCGACAUAUGCAAAAUGCCGUUUUCGGUCUAUUCGACUUUAGAGAAGCACAUAAAAAAAUAUCACGACAAAUUCUGAUAGCUUUCCCUGGCAGACUCAAAACUCUUAAUUUAUGUCUAAAUUUAUCCAAUAUUAUUUUGCUGUGCAAUAUCUUAAUUAGUAACAAAAUUUUGAAGUA